This is a messenger RNA of Python bivittatus (Burmese python), 1113 nucleotides long. The record is from RefSeq and is a predicted model, not a curated record. Lineage: Eukaryota; Metazoa; Chordata; Lepidosauria; Squamata; Pythonidae.
CAUUCACAUCUAUAUCUCUCCUUUACAGCUCAACUGAGGGAUUUGGCGUGGCAGAGAAGAUUACGCUGCUCACUUUUAUUUCAGCAGUUAUUCUUAUGGCUAUCCUGGGGAAUCUGCUGGUGAUGGUUGCUGUAUGCAGGGACAGGCAACUGAGGAAAAUCAAGACCAAUUAUUUCAUAGUCUCUCUCGCCUUUGCUGACUUGCUAGUAUCUGUUUUGGUGAUGCCGUUUGGAGCUAUUGAGCUGGUUCAGGAUAACUGGGUUUAUGGAAGGAUGUUCUGUUUGGUUCGUACCUCCCUCGACGUCCUCCUCACUACUGCAUCAAUUCUUCAUCUGUGCUGUAUCUCAUUAGACAGGUACUAUGCUAUCUGCUGCCAGCCAUUGGUUUACAGGAAUAAGAUGACUCCACUACGCAUUGCUUUAAUGCUGGGUGGCUGCUGGGUAAUCCCAAUGUUUAUUUCUUUUCUCCCUAUAAUGCAAGGCUGGAAUAGCAUUGGCAUCAUGGACCUGAUAGAGAAAAGGCAGUUCAACAAUGUGUCCAACUCAACUUACUGCAUAUUUAUGGUCAACAAGCCGUAUGCCAUCACCUGCUCAGUUGUAGCGUUCUACAUUCCAUUUCUGCUAAUGGUUCUAGCCUACUACCGAAUAUAUGUUACAGCUAGGGAGCAUGCUCACCAGAUACGAAUCCUACAGCGUGCAGGGGCACCAACUGAUGGGCGGCCCCACCAUCCAGAUCAGCAUAGCACACACCGUAUGAAGACUGAGACUAAAGCUGCAAAGACCCUCUGUAUCAUCAUGGGUUGUUUCUGCUUAUGCUGGGCACCUUUCUUUAUCACAAACAUAAUAGACCCUUUCAUACAUUAUGCAGUUCCUGGUCAGAUAUGGACUGCUUUCUUGUGGCUGGGAUACAUCAAUUCAGGACUGAAUCCCUUCCUUUAUGCAUUCUUGAACAAGUCUUUCAGACGUGCCUUCCUCAUCAUCUUGUGUUGUGGUGAUGAACGGUAUCGAAGGCCUUCCAUCUUGGAACAAACUGUACCUUGUUCUACAACUACUAUCAAUGGAUCAACUCAUGUAUUGAGGUGAGUUCAAGACUGUAUCUACUUUGAUGGAAGCU